CGGCAGGCCAUUUUUAUUGAAAACACUUCCGAGUUACAUAUCGUGCGCGACUUUUUUCGGACGCAAUCCUUACAUCCUUGACUUUUUUUAAUAGUUUUAAAUUAUCCAACAUAUUUAUUAUAAUUGGCUCGGAAAAAGUGACGCAAAUCAAUGAUGAUUUUUAUUGUAACUUUAUUAUAUUUUGGGAGUGUUUGAAAAGUGUUAUUUUGAUUGAAAAAUAUAAGUGCGCCCCGCGGUCUAUUUUCCAUUCGGUGUCGAGUUCGUACGGUUGCGAAAAGUGGCGAAGUUCGGUCAUCUCCGGCGGUGAUCGCAACAACGGAGGCGCUUUAUCCACCCCGCCCGUGAGCAAGGGAGAUAGAAAACUCUGCUGACAUGGCGACAGUGCGAAUGGACUAAUGUUUUUCACGUGGAAAACUCAUCCCUUGAACAAACAAUCAUAAAGGUCCUCUCGCGCCCGUCACACAAAAGCACUAUGAGAAAAUAAAAAUGGCUUCAAAGUAAACACUAUCCAUUGUUAAAGUUUUGUUGUAUUAUUCACGGAACAAGAGAGAAUACUUAUGUAUACACAGAGAUAUUGUUGAUAUAUAUAGCUCUUAAGCCUGAGUGGUAUUAAUUAUAUCUUCCAAAGAAAUAAUACUGAUUAAAGAUGGCUACGCAAAGAUUUUGUUUGAGGUGGAACAACCACCAGUCAAAUAUGCUGUCCGUAUUUGAUCAACUAUUACAUGCAGAGACGUUUACCGAUGUGACACUGGCUGUCGAUGGCCAAUUGCUUAAAGCACACAAAAUGGUUUUAUCGGCUUGUAGCCCAUACUUUCAAGCCCUUUUCGUAAAUCACCAAGAGAAACAUCCUAUUGUUAUACUAAAAGAUGUACCUUAUUCAGACAUGAAAAGCUUGUUGGACUUCAUGUACCGAGGAGAAGUAAGUGUUGAUCAAGAACGGCUUACGGCAUUUUUAAAAGUAGCUGAAAGCCUAAGAAUAAAAGGCCUUACGGAAGUAAAUGAGGAGAAAUGCGAUAUUCCAGCGCUUACAAAUUCACUUAUACAACAACAACAAACUAAUAACUCUGCGCAUACACCACCACCGCAAUUGCAUAGAAUACAUCCUUACAUGCAUCAAAAAAGGCCCGCGUCGGGAAUUCCAAGUGGAGGUGCCCCUCCAAACUUGCUCAUGCCUUUAUUGGGUAAUGCAUUAAUGCAACCGAAGAGGAAAAGGGGUCGACCAAGGAAGCUGAGUGGAAGUUCGAGUGAUGCUUUAAAUACCGCCGCCAGUCCCCCAGGAGAGUUCAUCCCAGAAUCAGCAUCCCACGCUUCAUCAAACAGAGCUGGAGACCAGUUGAUAAGAGGCUCACCUGAAAUGCUAGAGGUCAAGAUGUCGAUGGACGGUUUCAACCCAGAAGAUGGGACAACUUCGGGUGGCGAGGAUGGAGGGGAGGCUCUCAUGAUAGAUGAAGGCGAUGAUGCUCAAUCCAACGAGGCACCGAAUUCAGGCAAAGACUCCGAAUCUGCAGAUACCGCAAAAGUACCCAAAGAGGAAACACAACCAAAUUAUCCGUCAAACGGUCCCGUGCUUUCUAUCGAAAAUGGAUCAAUUAAACAAGAAACUGUUACGGAAGGCACAGACGAAUACAACGAACCCAUAGAGUAUAAAUAUAAUCCAGACAGAAGCCGAGAAAAUUCUAAUUCACGAGACGGCCCGUUGAAAGAUACAGAUGAUAAAAACAGGCUAGGUCGUAACUUAAAACCAAAGAAUAGUAAAAAAAUACUUCCUCAAAUGUCAAAAUUUAGAGCUCGAACUCUGUUCAAUCAACUCUCUGGCUUAUCUAAUUUGAAUCCUGCUCUGAAUAGCUUUGAUAAAUUCCCUCCUGAAACUGUUCUUAUGCCAGCCCUUGCCACUCAAUUAUUUGCGGCAGAGUUGGAACAAAACAACCUCAAUAUGGCUAACAACGAAGUGGCAGACUUAUCCCAAACUAAUUGGGAACAUCGCAUAUUUCCUUCUCCAAUUAGGAAGAAUAACAUAGGCAAUGUCGGCAACUAUCAUGAGGAAACUAACGAGUCGGUGCGGGAUUACUGCAUUAAGGAAGGCGAGAAUGUAUUCAGAUGCAAAAUAUGUGCGAGGGUAUAUACUCACAUAAGCAAUUUCUGUCGACACUAUGUCACUUCUCACAAAAAAGACGUUAAAGUCUUCCCUUGCCCCAUUUGCUUCAAAGAAUUCACCCGCAAAGACAACAUGAUCGCACAUUUAAAAAUAAUACACAAAAAUCAACCGAAUGCCAAUGAGCAAACGGCUAAGCAAGAGUCUUAAUUAUUUGUACGGAAAAUUAUACUCAUGUUACUUACACGAUUAGACGAAAAGAUCUGAUUUUAUGUGUAAGUUAUAUUAAAUUUUGUCUGAUAAAAUAGAAUUUGAUCGAGUAAAACGUGUAGUUUGCAAUCGUGUAGGAGUUCGAGCUCUAAGUUUCACCUCUAUCAAUAAGUUUGUUGAUAUUUUGAACGACGUUGAUCGUUCGUUGUUAUAUUUAUCUAUUUAUUUAUGUUGUUCCAUUUGUUUCUUAGAGUGCUGAACUUCAAAGAGAUUUUAACAAAUUUUGUAAUUUACUUGUUAUUUUGCACUCACUUGUUACUUAAUUUUAUUACUUACAAACUUUCAGGGUACAAAGUAACUACUCAUAGUGAUCGUUUAAUCAAAACGUAGUUUAUUCGAUUACAUGCAAUUCUCAUUGAACUGAAUUAGUUAGUGUAGAUUAGAAUUUACUUUACGAGUAUACCAAUGGCGGAGCCUUUUUGUAAAUUAUAAAUUAUAUGAUAUUUAUUAAGCGGUAUAUUAAAAGUAACACUACAGAGGCUAUAAUCCUUACAAAAAGGCUAAUAUCGCCAUUAUAAUAUAGUAGUGGUGUGAAAUGCAUUUUCAUUAAUUAACUUGCCUUUUAGUGAUCUUAGUUAUAAUAUACAUUAAAGAACUUCUCUGAAGUUAUAACUCAAUGUGGGCUAUGAUUUUAAUUUCUAGGUUUGUUAAGAUUAAUUUAAAAUAGUUUAUCGAUGUUGGAAGGUUUGGUUGUAAAUGUUAUUCUGUCAAAAUAAAUGCAGCACGGUUGCUAAUAGUUGAAUAACACUACACUAACCUCAUUGAAACAAGUAUAUAGCAUUGAUACAGUUCCUUGAUAUGUUGCAGCUAUUAAUCUUUAUUAUAUCGAAAAUUAAAAAACCUAUGCUAAAUAGGGUGAUGUUUAUUCUUUUUUUUCCGUUUAAGGAAUGAGUAUAUGUUAAAGACAAUACCUAUCAUAAAACUAAAGUAGAAAUGUUUAUACUACCUAUAUAAAAUAACGAACAUACCAUUAUUAUUAUAUUGACAUGUAUAUAUCCUUAAAAUAUCUAGCAAAGAGUAUAUAUAAUAUGUUAAAAAAGAAGAUUAUUUGAAAUGUAUAAAAUAAAAAUUGUUAUUACUUGUAACGACACAACUUCACGUUGUUGUUAAAGUGAUGUUAGCAAGGUGCUUUGGAAAAGGUUUAAAUACAGGAACCAUGAGAUGAUUUGUAAAUUCUAUUUAAUUAGAUGUCAAAUUGCCUUAAAUUUAAAUUAAGGGAUCGUACUUAUAAUUUGGUUAUAUUUAGAUGCAAUUGUAGUCUUCCAAACCGGUAGCGAACACGUCGUCUUAGUUCAAUUAUUUACAAGAUACUUACAAAAAACAAAUAGGUACCUACUGAAAUUAUUGAUUAUUUGUCUUUAUCAGUCGGAUGUUUUACCCAGAACGAUACGUUAAAUUUUGUAAUUUGUAGGUCCAGGGAACGCUUGCCUAUUAGUGUGCCUUUACUUGUUAUAUUAAUAAGUUAAUUCGACUACUAGUUGACUAAGAAAUUUCAAAGAAUAUUGUGUAUAAUUGUUUAUUUUCAUUAUUCAAAGUUUACAAUCUAUUUUAAGAAGCUUCCUUAGGAUUAUAGAAACCUUUAGGCCCAAGUAGUUAAAUAUUUGUAGGAAAUUAGGACUGUCAUCUCAUGUUUCCCACUUUACUCGAAAUUAAAAAAGGAUAUAUGAAUAAAAACGAUUUAUAAUAUUUUUAACAGGGCGAUUUCGCCUGCUUAAUCGUUGUUAAGACUGUUAAAUUCAUUAAACAUUAAAUAACGAAUUUAUUGUACCCUUCAUAAAUUUAUAAGAAAAAAUUUAUCUUGGAAAUUGGAUAGGUACUUAAUGAUGAAAAUUAGUAAUAUUUGAAUGAGAGGCUAAUGAAGUUUAGUAUCUACUUACAAUAGUCAAUUUAGCCAGUGCCUAAACUUAAAUUUUCGGAAACUUAAAAUCGUAGAACUUUCUUUUUAAAUGUCUAAUGUUUGAAUCUGAAUCCCUUCAUAGAGUUCCUUACAUAUAUUGCAUUGUAUACAUUAAUUUAUUAUUGUAGGUUCUGUAACAAACUCGUAUCCAUCAAUUAUUUAUUUUUAAACAAGUUAAUUUCAAAUGUUAAUAUUGAUUGAAAUUUAUUUAUUUAUAUAAAUGCUAUAUCAUCAAUUGGUGCUAAAUUAAACUUAAGAAAUGUCGCAUAUAAUGUGAUGUUAUAAAUGAUGUCCCUAAACAAAAUGUUAUUUGUUGAUAAUGUUAUUUUCAAAUAUAUCUAUGUACGCUGCCCUAGUUUGUUAAUUUUAAAAUUAACUCUACGAAAUGGGGCCCUUCUGUGAAACUAGAAUGAAUGUAUAGUAUAUUUAUUUACAAAGAUAUCUAUUUAUUUUCAAACUGUUACUUGCUAUCGUUAUGUAAUAUAUUAGAGUAUAUCACGACAUAUUCACGAUUCAUAUAUAGACUUAUCUUGAGCAAAUACUAAAGUAAUAUUUAUGCUUCUUAAAGAUUAUUAAUUAUAUCGAUAAUAUUUCAAAUUUUAAUGAAAAUAGUAGAGAGUAUGUAUUUAAAUUUGCAUCAAAUACAAUAUUGUGUACCUAUUUACGAUGCUAUAAUAGUUACUGUUAUUUCCUUUUACUCUAAGUAAAGCUUAUGAAAUCUACAUUACUUAGCUGGCGUAGAGAGGUGUUAUGUAUUAGUUUGUUGCGAUUCGCAGUGUUUUGCGGGAACACAGAUACACUCAACUAUGAUAUAUUUUAUGCAAACAAUAUUAUGUAACUGUUCUAAUAAUACAGAAAUAUAUGCACAUAUUUUUUUUAUAUAAAUAAAUAUAUAUUUGAAAACUAUGACAUCGUGCGCAGGCACGCCUAACUAAAUAAGGAACAAUAACGUGCAAAUAUAAAUGUUGUAAUAAAAAUAACUUAUUAUGAAUUUGGGAACAGACGAUCAUAAUGUUUUGUUAUAACUCUUCAAUUCGAAAAUGUAAUAAAAUAUUUAUAUUUACACCUCUCUUUAACAUAUACAUAGAUUUUAAAAUAUGGGUUUAAAUUAAUACAAAUUAUUAUAUUAUAUUCAAUAAUAGAAGUUAGCCAAAUGUUGAUUCCAUAUUUUUUGUUAUGUGCACAUAGACAAUAGUGAAGGCAAACUGUAAUAAAUUUAGAAAGAUUUAGAUUUGAAAGUUACACGAAUAGCAUUAUUUGUUAAUAUAACAAAAUACAAUCGUAUACAAUAAUAUGUUAAUUACUAUUUUUAGAAUCUUUAAAAAAAUAAAAGUUACAUCAAAAGAGAGUUAAUUUUUACUUAAUGUUAUUUUUUUAUUUUAUUUUCUUCGUUACUGUUUGUUUUAUACCUCUUUAUUUAUUACGUGGUUCACUCUUAUUCGAUGUUGAUUUUUUCUUUGUGAAGUUUAAGUACUUAUAUUAUAUUAACUGUCUUAUCUAUGUACCUACUUUGUUUAUUGUUUUAUAAAAGAUUUGCUACUGUUCAUUGUCCCUAUCGUAUUGGUUAUUAUAAAUCAUAAAUCAACGGCACCAUGGUUUAACCUCUGUGUAAGUGUAUCUUACUGGUGAUAUCAGCAACGAUGCUAUUAACAAUUAAUUCAUUCUUUUAUAAUAAAUAAAUAUAUAAUAGUAGCAAAGUAACAACACGGGUUAUUAGUAAAGAUUAGAAUAAGUUAUUUAUAAUAUAUUAUAGUUUUAAAUUGUGUUGUAAAAAAGGAGUGAAUUUUCUAUUCUGUAGAAAAAUAGUAGUCACGAAGAGAGGACUGAUCAGGUAGGUAACGUUAUCAUUAAAUUGAUACUUCUCUCACGUUUUGUAGAUGGUGUGGUUAGAGCUAGGAUUUAUGUUUAAAAUGCUUUCAAUGUUGCUCAAAUUUACGCUAUGCGAGAACAAAGUAUUUUUGGUUCAGUACAAAUUGUUGCUUGUAUCCCUUAAAUCCAUGGACAAUUAGUUUCAUUUAUACUUUAUAUGUUAUUUUAUUCUAUGACAUUAUAAUUAACUUUUUUAUAAUUAAAAGUCUCAAAAGGCAGCUACAUCAUUUUAAGCUUAAUGCAAAAUCAAUGUACACGCCCUUCAAUAUAUUAUGACCCACCUUAUGUGAUCUUUUAGCUAAGCUGACGUUAAUUUACGUCCUUUAUACUUAAAUAUCAUUAAUAUGUACCUACUACAGAACUUGCCGAAACAGUUCCAAAUGCAAAUCCUUGAGUCCUAUUUUAUUCAUAGUGAAACUUUACUUUUUGUUAAAUAAUUGUUUAAUUUAUUAUUUAGAUAAUAUGAUUAUUUUGUAAUGUUUACAUGUUUGUUCUCUUACGAUCCGUUCUAUUGUAGUAUAUAAAAUAUUAUAGUUAAUGUUCGACUCUAAAUAGAAUUAAAAAAAAUUAAGCAUUUUCUUAUUACGUUCAUCUGAAUUUUUUGUUUCUAGUUGAAUACAUGUUUUAUUUAAGGUCCUUCCGACGAGCGAGUUUGUGAUCUAUGUCUUAGAUAUUUUAAAUUUAGAUAUUACAAAAAAAUUUUGGUGCUAAUAUUGUCUUCUUGACAUUAUUCUUUUUUGGUAUAUGACAAACUCGUUCAAGAAGUAGUUCAAUCACUUUUUUGUUUUUUUUUUUUAUCAUGGUGUAAUUAAUUACUCAUUGAACAAAUAAAUCUUAAUAUAUUUUA
Colias croceus (clouded yellow) is the source of this 6975-nucleotide messenger RNA. Its product is annotated as protein tramtrack, beta isoform-like. The transcript has 3 exons. Gene Ontology annotation, cellular component: nucleus. The record is from RefSeq and is a predicted model, not a curated record. Bases 647 to 2302 code for a protein of 551 amino acids. NCBI's taxonomy places the organism in Eukaryota, Metazoa, Arthropoda, Insecta, Lepidoptera, Pieridae. Gene Ontology annotation, molecular function: protein binding. Gene Ontology annotation, biological process: regulation of transcription by RNA polymerase II.